Molecule: messenger RNA, 1399 nt
Organism: Strongylocentrotus purpuratus (purple sea urchin)
Lineage: Eukaryota; Metazoa; Echinodermata; Echinoidea; Camarodonta; Strongylocentrotidae
Product: S-crystallin SL11-like
Exons: 5
Coding region: 107-739 (210 amino acids)
Biological process (GO): glutathione metabolic process
Molecular function (GO): glutathione transferase activity
Source: RefSeq, a predicted model, not a curated record
UUCUUACCUCUUUGGCCGCUACCAUUCACCAAGCGCAUAUCAGCGUACACUCACAGACUACACACUACAACUCCCGACAUCAUCGUCGACAUCAUACACCGUCAUCAUGCCUGCCAAGUACAAGCUCAUCUAUUUUAACGUCCGUGCUCGUGCCGAGUGCUCUCGACUUCUCCUCGCCCAAGCCGGAGUCGAGUACGAAGAUUGUCGUCUGACUUCAGACGAGUUCAAAGCCAUCAAAGAUGAUGUAACGAAGGUCCCUCUCGGUCAGCUACCAGUCUUACAAAUCGAUGAUCACCCAGCGCUCCCACAGAGCCAUGCUAUUGAGAGACAUCUUGCCAGGAGUCUGGGUCUGUAUGGUAAGAACGAAGUAGAAGCCACACGCAUCGACGUCGCUUGCGAAUGCAUCCAGGACCUCGUCACCCCUCUCAUGAAGAUGUACUUCGAGAAAGACGAAGCUAAGAAGGCUGAGAUGGGCAAGGCUUUUGUUGAGAAAGACUCAGUCGCCAUUCUUACGGCUAUGUCUAACUCCCUGAUGAAGAACAGCGAAGGAAAGGGAUACUUCGUUGGAGAUUCGAUGACACUUGCUGAUAUUGCCAUCUUUAAUCUCUUCGAUGGACUCUUCAAACACAUGCCUCCUCUGGCCGAGAAGUAUCCAACUCUGAAGGAGUUCGACGAACGCAUGAGAGCUGAACCCAAGAUAGCUGCAUGGCUUGCGAAAAGGCCAGAGACUGCUAUGUAAAAUGGUUGUCGAGGGACAUUUGUUCGUCUUCCUUUUGAGGGAAGAGAGAGAGAGGGGGGGGGGGCAAAAACCUUCCUAAAUUUUCAGAACAGUUCAGAGAAAAUUGCUCAAUAGCUUGUAACUAGUGGCUGCAGUGAUGAAAACAAUAUUCUUUCCUACUUAUUGAGGUGAUAUGCGCACUUUAAAUGCCCUUUCUACCAUUUUGGCCGGCGCCCCCGAAAAAAUAGAGGGAAAAGUAGAAUUCCACAUAUCAUAAAUUUUACGUGAGUUGCUUUCCGACGAGUGCAAGUUACACUACAUGUAGUCUGAGUAACACCAGAGCCAUGGAUUAAGAGAGUUUGGCCAACCCGGCCAUAGAAAGAGCUACGAUUUGAUUGGAAACACGCUCGAACAUUGUACUUUUUUUUGGGGGGGGGGGGCAAUAGUGGAAACAAAAUUGCAUUCAAAUCACGAGUUGUCAAAGCUCUUCUAUAAAGGGACAAUACGUCACGCUCUACACAAAAUAUGUCAAUAAAAUCCGUAGUGCUUGCAAUAUAAAAACAAACUUAUGGAGUGAAUACAAUUCAUAUUAAUAUAAUCAACUGUAUAAAUUAGUUUAGAUGUAUUGUUUGUGUAAAAUAUUUUAGCAAUUAAAAAUAAAGUUUUAUUAUCACGAGAAAA